AUGUCCGAAGCCUACGAGCGAGAGCGCCAGAACAAUGCGCGCCUCGAUGAACUAUCCUCCAAAGUCUCCGCCCUUCGCGGCAUAACAGUCGACAUCUACGAUAACGCACGAGCCCAGGAUGUUAUUGACAACACCUCCGAUACUUUCUCCUCCAUGACCACACAGAUGAAGGGUUCCGCCGGUCGUCUAACUCGCAUGGCUGCAUCUGGAAACCGUGUUGCGAUCCUCAAACUUUCAGGAAUUGUGAUUGGCGUUUUCUUGGUGUUGUUCUACGGCGCAAAACUAUUUUUCUAA
Fusarium coffeatum is the source of this 294-nucleotide messenger RNA. RefSeq lists its product as uncharacterized. The coding region runs from base 1 to 294 and encodes 97 amino acids. Lineage: Eukaryota; Fungi; Ascomycota; Sordariomycetes; Hypocreales; Nectriaceae. Gene Ontology annotation, biological process: intra-Golgi vesicle-mediated transport. The transcript is spliced from 2 exons. The record is from RefSeq and is a predicted model, not a curated record.